AUGGCCUCUGAAGUACUUUCAUCAAUUCAUACCAAUUAUUUGGUGCCUUUUGCACUUCAUGUUAAUGCGACUGCUCUUCGGAGUAAAACGUUGGCUCCUUUUUUCAAAGGUGCUACCGUUAAUACAAUUUUAUUAAUGACUGCAAGUUUCUACGUAAGUCCUCGACAAAAUGAGCCACCAAUGGUUCCUUAUUGGAUUCCAUUUAUUGGUUCUGCCGUAACUAUGGGUAUAGAUCCUAUUAAAUUUUAUAGAGACAAACAGAAAGAGUACGGAAAUUAUUAUACGUACAUUUUAUUUGGUAGAAGAAUGGUUACUUGUCUAGGUGCUGAUGGAAAUAAUUUAGUUUUUAAUGCAAAACUUGCUGAUGCUUCUGCUGAAGAAGCUUAUAAAUCGUUAACUGUUCCUGUAUUUGGAACGGCUGGUCUUUCGCUAGAAAAUUUGCGUGCUUAUGUUCCAAUGAUAGAGAUGGAAACUAAAAAUUAUCUCUCUCGAUGGAAUAAGAAAUCUGAUAUUCAAGAUGUUCAUAAAGCAAUGGCAGAAUUAAUUAUUUUAACUGCUUCUCGAUGUUUAUUGGGUGAUGAAGUUCGUUCAAAAGUAGAUGAAUCAUGCAAGUAUUAA
Cetraspora pellucida is the source of this 618-nucleotide messenger RNA. The record is from the annotation of a GenBank genome assembly. NCBI's taxonomy places the organism in Eukaryota, Fungi, Glomeromycota, Glomeromycetes, Diversisporales, Gigasporaceae.